This is a messenger RNA of Musa acuminata AAA Group (dessert banana), 6576 nucleotides long. Its product is annotated as DNA-directed RNA polymerase subunit beta'-like. Gene Ontology annotation, biological process: DNA-templated transcription. The coding region runs from base 696 to 2015 and encodes 439 amino acids. The record is from RefSeq and is a predicted model, not a curated record. Lineage: Eukaryota; Viridiplantae; Streptophyta; Magnoliopsida; Zingiberales; Musaceae. Gene Ontology annotation, molecular function: DNA-directed RNA polymerase activity; DNA binding. The transcript has a single exon.
AAGGGGCAUCAUGGGAUAACCAUCGAGGUGAGUAGGGACCUAAAGGAUCGAAUAGAACGAUAUAUAGACAAGUAAAUCCCUUACGAGUCCCAAAGUAUUCUUUUAAGGGGAUUCAUCAUUUGACGGGAAGUAGACUACUCAAAAAUCCUACAUUUUUAUUUUGUCAUAAGUAAUUCGGAAAAUGAAAGUAAAAAAAGAAGAAUGAAUCGUUGGUCCUUAGUGGGAACUUGAGUAAGGAGUAGUUCUUUGUUUGUAGGGUUUUUCGAACAAACUUUUUAAAUAAGAAAGAAUCCCCUUUUUGAGGUAACUACUUGAGCCGGAUGAAAGGAAACCUUCACGUCCGAUUUUAAAAGGGGGAAUCCAAUCCUACAGGAACCUAUCUCGAUUUUUCUUUUGCUAGGCCCAUAGCGAAAAAACCUACUUUCUUACGAUUACGAGGUUUAUUCGAAUAUGAAAUCCAAUCUCGGAAAUACAGCAUACCACUUUUUUUUACUACCCAAGGCUUCGAGACAUUUCGAAAUCGAGAAAUCUCUACAGGAGCAGGUGCUAUCAGAGAACAAUUAGCCGAUUCAGAUUUGCGAAUUAUUACGGGUAAUUCAUUAGUAGAAUGGAAGGAAUUAGGGGAGGAGGGGUCCACUGGAAAUGAAUGGGAAGAUAGAAAAAUUAGAAGAAGAAAGGAUUUUUUGGUUAGACGCAUGGAAUUAGCUAAACAUUUUAUUCGAACAAAUGUAGAACCAGAAUGGAUGGUUUUGUGCUUAUUACCAGUUCUUCCUCCCGAGUUGAGACCAAUCAUUCAGAUAGAUGGGGGUAAACUAAUGAGUUCGGAUAUUAAUGAACUCUAUAGACGAGUUAUCUAUCGGAAUAAUACUCUUACCGAUCUAUUAGCAACAAGUAGAUCUACGCCAGGGGAAUUAGUAAUGUGUCAGGAGAAAUUGGUACAAGAGGCCGUGGAUACACUUCUUGAUAAUGGGAUCCGUGGACAACCAAUGAGGGAUGGUCAUAAUAAAGUUUACAAGUCAUUUUCAGAUGUAAUUGAAGGCAAAGAGGGAAGAUUUCGUGAGACUCUGCUUGGUAAACGUGUCGAUUAUUCGGGACGUUCCGUCAUUGUCGUGGGUCCUUCGCUUUCAUUACAUCAGUGUGGAUUACCUCGAGAAAUAGCAAUAGAGCUUUUCCAAACAUUUGUAAUUCGUGGUCUAAUCAGACAACAUGUUGCUUCUAACAUAGGAAUUGCUAAAAGUAAAAUUCGGGAAAAAGAACCCAUUGUAUGGGAAAUACUUCAAGAAGUUAUGCGGGGGCAUCCUGUAUUAUUGAAUAGAGCACCCACCCUGCACAGAUUAGGCAUACAGGCGUUCCAACCCUUUUUAGUGGAGGGACGCGCUAUUUGUUUACAUCCAUUAGUUUGUAAGGGUUUCAAUGCAGACUUUGAUGGGGAUCAAAUGGCUGUUCAUGUACCUUUAUCUUUGGAAGCUCAAGCGGAGGCUCGUUUACUUAUGUUUUCUCAUAUGAAUCUCUUGUCUCCAGCUAUUGGGGAUCCUAUUUCCGUACCAACUCAAGAUAUGCUUAUCGGACUCUAUUUAUUAACGAUCGGGAAUCGUCGAGGUAUUUGUGCAAAUAGGUAUAAUCCAUAUAGAUAUAGUUGCGGAAACUACCAAAAUAAAAAGGUUGACAAUAAAAAAAAUGACUAUAGGUAUACGGAAAAGAAAGAACCCUAUUUUUCUAGUUCCUAUGAUGCACUUGGAGCUUAUCAACAGAAACGAAUUAGUUUAGAUAGUCCUUUGUGGCUCCGAUGGAGACUAGAUCAACGUGUCAUUGGCUCAAGAGAAGUUCCCAUCGAAGUUCAAUAUGAAUCUUUGGGUACUUAUCAUGAGAUUUAUGGGCACUAUCUAAUAGAAGGAAGUGUAACAAAGGAAAUCCGUUGUAUAUACAUUCGAACUACUCUUGGUCAUAUUUCUUUUUAUCGGGAAAUAGAAGAAGCCAUACAGGGGUUUUGUCGAGCCUACUCAUACGCUAUCUAAACUAAGAAAUCAGAUUAGGCGAUGUUCGUGCCCAUGGGAAUUCGGGUCUCCCCAAUUUCACUGGUAUCAUAAUUUCUGAAUUUCUGCGUGAAUCAAGAUUGAGAUUGAGGAAAGGAAGUUUUCGAAUCACUAACUCAGGUCCAUUGUCGAAUCCUACUUAGCAGAAUAAAUAUAAGAGGUACUGUACUUAUGGCAGAACGGGCCGAUCUGGUCUUUCACAAUAAAGUGAUAAAUGGAACUGUUAUGAAACGACUUAUUAGCAGGUUAAUAGAUCAUUUCGGAAUGGCAUAUACAUCACAUAUCUUGGAUCAAGUAAAGACUUUGGGUUUCCAACAAGCCACUGCUACAUCUAUUUCAUUAGGAAUUGAUGAUCUUUUAACAAUCCCUUCUAAGGGAUGGUUAGUCCAAGACGCUGAACAACAAAGUUUUAUUUUGGAUAAACACCAUCAUUAUGGGAAUGUACACGCGGUAGAAAAAUUACGUCAAUCCAUUGAGAUAUGGUAUGCUACAAGUGAAUAUUUGAGACAAGAAAUGAAUCCUAAUUUUCGGAUGACUGAUCCUUCUAAUCCAGUAUAUCUAAUGUCCUUUUCGGGAGCUAGGGGAAAUGCAUCUCAGAUACACCAAUUAGUAGGUAUGAGAGGAUUAAUGUCGGAUCCCCAAGGACAAAUGAUUGAUUUACCCAUUCAAAGCAAUUUACGUGAAGGACUUUCUUUGACAGAAUAUAUAAUUUCCUGUUAUGGAGCCCGCAAAGGAGUUGUAGAUACUGCUGUACGAACAUCAGAUGCUGGAUACCUCACACGUAGACUUGUUGAAGUAGUUCAACAUAUUAUUGUACGUAGAACAGAUUGUGGCACUAUCCGAGGUAUUUCCGUGAGUCCUCGAAAUGGGAUGACGGAAAAAAUUUUUGUCCAAACACUAAUUGGUCGUGUAUUAGCGGACGAUAUAUAUAUCGGUCUACGAUGCCUUGCCACUCGAAAUCAAGAUAUUGGGAUUGGACUUGUCAAUCGAUUCAUAACCUUUCGAGCACAACCAAUAUAUAUUCGAACCCCCUUUACUUGCAGGAGUACAUCUUGGAUCUGCCAAUUAUGUUAUGGUCGGAGUCCUACUCAUGGCGACCUGGUCGAAUUGGGAGAAGCUGUAGGUAUUAUUGCGGGUCAAUCAAUUGGGGAACCAGGAACUCAACUAACAUUAAGAACUUUUCAUACCGGUGGAGUAUUCACAGGCGGUACUGCCGAGCAUGUACGAGCUCCUUCUAAUGGAAAAAUAAAAUUCAAUGAGGAUUUGGUUCAUCCCACACGUACCCGUCAUGGGCAUCCUGCUUUUCUAUGUUCUAUAGACUUGUAUGUAACUAUUGAGAGUCGGGAUAUUCUACAUAAUGUAAAUAUUCCACCAAAAAGUUUUAUUUUAGUUCAAAAUAAUCAAUAUGUAGAAUCAGAACAAGUGAUUGCUGAGAUUCGUGCUGGAACGUCCACUUUUCAUUUUAAAGAGAAGGUACGAAAACAUAUUUAUUCUGAAUCAGAGGGAGAAAUGCACUGGAGUACCGAUGUCCACCAUGCACCUGAAUAUACAUAUGGUAAUGUUCAUCUAUUAUCAAAAACGAGUCAUUUAUGGAUAUUAGCGGGAGGUCCGUGCAGAUCCAGUAUAGUGUCUUUUUCGCUCCACAAGGAUCAAGAUCAAAUGAAUGUUUAUUCUUUUUCUGUCGAAGAAAGAUAUAUCUCUGACCUAUCAAUGACUAAUGGUCGAAUAAGACAUAAAUUGUUGGAUACUUCUGGUAAAAAAGAUAAGAAAAUUAUUGACUAUUCAAUAAGACCUGAUCAAACGAUGUCUAAUGGUCAUUUGAAUUUCAUAUAUCCUUCUAUUAUCCAAGGGAAUUCUUAUUUCUUGGCGAAAAAGCGAAGAAAUAGAUUCAUCAUCCCAUUACAAUACAAUCAAGAACGAGAGAAAGAACUAAUACCCUGUUUUGGUAUUUCGAUCGAAAUACCAAAACAGGGUAUUUUACGUAGAAAUAGUAUUCUUGCUUAUUUUGAUGAUCCACGAUACAGAAGAAGCAAUUCAGGAAUUACUAAAUAUGGAACCGUAGAGGUCAAUUCAAUCAUAAAAAAAGAGGAUUUGAUUGAGUAUCGAGGACCAAAAGAAUUUAGUCCGAAAUACCAAACGAAAGUAGAUCGGUUUUUUUUUCAUUCUCGAAGAAGUGCAUAUCUUACCCGGAUCUUCGUUGAUAAUGGUCCGGAACAAUAGUAUCAUUGGAGUAGAUACACAACUCGCUUUAAAUACAAGAAGUCGAGUAGGCGGAUUAGUCCGAGUGGAGAGAAAAAAAAAAAAUAUUGAACUAAAAAUAUUUUCCGGAGAUAUUUAUUUUCCUGGAGAGGCAGAUAAGAUAUCCAGGCACAGCGGCAUUUUGAUACCACCGGAAACAGAAAAAAAAAUUUCUAAGGAAUCAAAAAAAUGGAAAAAUUGGAUCUAUGUCCAACGGAUCACACCUACCAAGAAAAAGUAUUUUGUUUUGGUUCGACCCGUAGUCACAUAUGAAAUAGCUGAUGGCAUAAAUUUAGCAACACUUUUUCCUCAAGAUCUCCUGCGGGAAAAGGAUAAUGUCCAACUUAGAGUUGUCAAUUAUAUCCUUCAUGGAAAUGGCAAGUCAAUUCGAGGAAUUUCUCACACAAGUAUUCAAUUAGUUCGGACUUGCUUAGUAUUGAAUUGGGAUCAAGAGCAAAAAGGUUCUCCGGAAGAGGUUCACGCUUCCUUUGUUGAGGUAAGAACAAAUGAUCUGAUUCGAGAUUUCAUAAGAAUUGAGUUAGUCAAGUCCACUAUUUCGUAUACCGGAAAAAGAUAUGAUAGGGCAAGUUCCGGAUUGAUUUCCGAUAAUGGAUUAGAUCGCACAAAUAUCAAUCCUUUUUUUUACAAGGCCAGGAUUCAAUCACUUACCCAACAUCAAGGUACUAUUGGUACAUUGUUAAAUCGAAAUAAGGAAUGCCAAUCUUUGAUAAUUUUGUCAUCAUCCAAUUGUUUUCGAAUUGGCCCAUUCAAUGGUUCAAAAUAUAACAAUAUGACAAAAGAAUCGGAUCCCAUAAUCCCAAUUAAGGAUUUGCUGGGUCCCUUAGGCACUAUUGUACCUAAAAUAGCAAAUUUCUAUUCAUCUUACCAUUUAAUAACUUAUAAUCAGAUCUUGUUAAAGAAAUAUUUGCUACUUGACAAUUUUCAACAGACUUUCCAAGUACUUCAAGUACUUAAAUACUGUUUAAUAGAUGAAAAUAGGAGGAUUUAUAACCCCGAUCCAUGCAGUAACAUCAUUUUGAAUCCAUUCCAUUUGAAUUGGCACUUUCUCCAUCACGAUUAUUGGGAAGAGACAUCUAAAAAAAUUCGUCUUGGACAAUUUUUUUGUGGAAAAUGUAUGUCUAUUCAAAUACGAACCACACGUAGAAAAAUCUGGUCAGAUCAUAAUUGUUCAUGUUGACUCCUUAGUUAUAAGAUCGGCUAAGCCCUAUUUGGCCACUCCAGGAGCUACUGUUCAUGGCCAUUAUGGAGAAAUCUUUUACGAAGGAGAUACAUUAGUUACAUUUAUAUAUGAAAAAUCGAGAUCUGGUGACAUAACGCAAGGUCUUCCAAAAGUGGAACAAAUCUUAGAAGUACGUUCUAUUGAUUCAAUAUCGAUGAACCUCGAAAGGAGAGUUGAAGGUUGGAACGAAGGUAUACCAAAAAUUCUUGGAAUCCCCUGGGGAUUCUUGAUUCAAGCGGAGCUAACCAUAGUUCAAAGUCGUAUCUCUUUGGUUAAUAAAAUCCAAAAGGUUUAUCGAUCCCAGGGGGUACAGAUCCAUAAUAGACAUAUAGAGAUUAUUGUACGUCAAGUAACAUCAAAAGUGUUGGUUUCAGAAGAUGGAAUGUCUAAUGUUUUUUCACCUGGGGAAUUAAUCGGAUUGUUGCGAGCGGAACGAGCGGGGCGCGCUUUGGACGAAGCGAUCUCUUAUCGGGCAAUCCUAUUGGGAAUAACGAGGGCAUCUUUGAAUACUCAAAGUUUCAUAUCCGAAGCAAGUUUUCAAGAAACCGCUCGAGUUUUAGCAAAAGCUGCUCUACGAGGUCGUAUUGAUUGGUUGAAAGGCCUGAAAGAGAACGUUGUUCUGGGUGGGAUUAUACCCGUUGGUACCGGAUUCAAAAAAUUAGUGCACCGUUCAAGGCAAGACAAGAACAUUUAUUUGGAAAUCAAAAGAAAGAAUCUAUUCGAUUUGGAAAUGAGAGAUAUUUUGUUACACCAUAGAGAAUUAUUUUGUUCUUACGUCCCAUUUCCAUGAGACAUCAGAACAAUCGUUUACGCGAUUUCAUGAUUCCUAAGAGCAGAUUCUUUUACUUUAACUAUCUUUUCACUUUUAACUAUCUGUCUUUUAACUUAACUAUCUGGUCCGAGUAUUGAUUUGGUAAAAAAAAAAUAAGUAAUUAAAAGACAUUAAUGGUUUGUACCGUGUAUCAACGGUUAAUUCCCGGUAGAAGGUUCCAUCGGAACAAUUAUUUAUUUCAAAGUACCUCGUCUCUUUGUUAAAAAAAUAAAAAAGAAAAAACAAAAAGGAAG